AUGGCAGAUCAUUUCGAUGCCGACAUGUACGAUGACAAUAUGCCCAUGCCUGACGCGUCUGCACCACCGACAGGCACGACCGAUGUCUCCAUGACGGACCCGACGCCGCGCACAGAGGCGCUGUAUAUCGCUGGUGUUGAACACUUGUCUACGCGCGAUGUCGGUGAUUGGGUUGCGUUAUUUUAUGAUGCCUUCUUGCCCAAGAUUGAAUGGAUCGAUGACCAUUCCCUCAACUUAGUCAUGAAGACGCCUGAGGAUGCAACAGAACUCUUGAGGCAACUCGUCGAUGGCAAUCCGACAGCGGUGACAACCACUCAGACGCUGCCGGCAAAGAUUCAUGCAGAUAAACCGAAUGUUGCUUUGACUGUACGGCGUGCAACUUCAGCGGAUGUGAAGCCUCCGAGAGCAGCAGAGCGCAGUCGGUGGUAUCUUUUGCAUCCAGAAGAUGAGCGUCGAAAUACCUUCAAUCGAGUCGAAAGGCAAGCGAAACGCAGUAGUCGAACAACACCCUACGAUACCUCUAGACGUCGCAAAGAACCGCGCGAUACGCGAUCACUUGCUGAGCGAUUACAUUUGCCACUUGACAACGAUGAGCAGGAUCUUUUGGAUUUACGGAGGGAUAAAGAGGCGCGUACGGAAGCAGCGGGUGGAGAUGUCUUUGCGGCGCGAAUUGCAGAGGCGGAGGAAGCAGCGCGACGACGACCAGCUGCUGUACGACAAGCGGAGAAGCAACAGAUGCGAAAGACGUUGCCGAAGGGCGAUUUGAUGGCUGGACUGAGGGCCUUGCCUGCAGGUGGUCGAGAGAAGUCUCGGUUGACACUGGCUGAGCGGUUACACGGUAAGGAUAAAGACGUGGAUCUAUUGGCUGGUGUGCCCAAGGAGCGAGAUUUGCUGGAGACACAGCGGCCUGCGUCAAGGCAGAUGCAAAUCAAGGACCAAGGACUACACAAGCAGGCCUCUGUCCCUCAUCUACCUUUCCUCGCGCCUAACAGUUCAUCAUCAAUAUGGGCUACAUCGUCAUCCCCAAACUGCACUGCAAAGAAGGCAUGGGCGCUAAGCGCCUACUUUGCUUAUUGCUCGGAAAGCGAUCCAGACGAUAUCCUGCUAUUUGAGAAUUAUGCUUCGAAAGCAGAUUGCGACAAGCACUUCAAGACUGACAAGUUGAAGGAGUUUGGCGCAGUGGUCGUGGGCGAGUGCUUGAAGUCUGACCUACAGAUGAACUACUAUGAACCCGUCAUGGGCUUCUUGGGAAGAGGCGAGGUGUCUGUGCCAAAGGGCCAAUUUGUCUGGCUGGCUGAACUCAAGUGUCACGAUGCAGAGGCCCGCGAUGCUAUCUUCGAAGCUGCUGGUGAUCUCAUCCGCUAUGUUCACGACAACGAACCCUCGACGCUGGCAUACCUGUUCCUCAAAUCGGUGGAUGAUGAAGCCAAAUUGACCGUUUUUGAGAUUUACGAGUCGCGUGCAGCGCUGUUCGAUGUGCACCACAAGUCAGAGGCCUUCAAGGAGUUUGGCGGAAGAGUGGGACGACAUGUGAUGAGCAAGGAGAGUACCGGCUACUACACUGUGGAUGGCGGCUGGUUGGCAAAGGAUGGAGUGGAUGCCAAGCCGCCAGAGUGCGUCAUUCCCGCUGUCAGUUCUGCCAAAAGAAAUAAACAGAUCAAGGAACCCACACAGCACCAGCAUCAGCUACACUUGCAGCAGAUGAGGAAGGACGCAGCUGCCAGGGACGGGCACCAGGCAACAAUCUCAGAGGCCACUCAAACACCCCAAGAGGUGCCUGCCUCCAAACCACCCAGCAGACCACCUGCACCCCGUCCCAAAUCCACACGUACAGCACAACGGCCACCGUCGCAUAAAGCACAACCGAAACGGCCAUGGGGUCGUCGCUGGUUCCUCAUUGCAGGUGCAUGCAUCGGUGUCUUGUCUGCCAUGUAUUUCGCAAAAGACAAGAUUGACUUGACGGAGCUUGGGCUUCCAGACUACUGGGAUGAGUUGUCGGCGCGCUUACCGGAUCGCGUACUAAAAGAGGUGACGCGUAUGUCUGAGCAGCGUGCCAAGUCUGCUGCAAGUGAUCAUAAUGCAUUCAGUGUUGGUCGAAAAUUGAAGAAUGAAGGAUUAUCGCUGGCCUUUCCACUCGUGAUGCUGCCAGGUGUUAUUUCAACAGGCUUGGAAUCUUGGUCCACUGAAGGGUGUGCGGCGCCUUUUUACCGGAAACGGCUUUGGGGAUCUUGGUCGAUGCUACGUUGUAUGCUGACUGACAAGGCGUGCUGGACCAAGCAAAUCAGCUUGGACCCCAUAUCAGGGCUCGACCCUGCGGAUGGCAGUGCGAAACUUCGAGCCGCUACAGGUUUUGAUGCCACAGACUUCUUCAUUACCGGCUACUGGAUCUGGAAUAAGAUUCUUGAGAACGUCAGUGCUCUUGGUGGAGAGCCAAACAACAUGUUCACCGCAGCGUAUGACUGGCGCUUAUCCUUUUCAAAUCUCGAGAAUCGAGAUCAUUACUUUACAAAACUCAAGUUGCAUAUCGAAUCUGCAAAUUUGUCGACCGGCAAGAAGACCGUUCUCGUAUCUCACUCGAUGGGCUCGCAAGUUUUGUUUUACUUUAUGAAAUGGGUCGAGCAUGAGAAACAUGGUAAUGGUGGCAAGGACUGGGUCAAUCGGCAUAUUGAUACAUGGAUCAACAUCUCAGGCAGUAUGCUUGGGACUCCCAAAGCAGUUGCUGCGCUCGUCAGUGGUGAGAUGAAGGAUACAGCACAACUCAAUGCAUUCAGUGUCUAUGGCCUCGAAACCUUCUUUUCAAGAAAGGAACGUGCUCAGAUUCUACGGACGUUGCCAGGCAUUGCAUCGAUGCUGCCAAAGGGUGGCGAUCGGAUAUGGGGAACAAUGGACAGUGCGCCAGAUGAUCCAGAGUUGCGCAAUGGCUCUAGUUUUGGCAAUUUCUUCAAGUUCAAGACACCAGCAACGAUUGAUCCCGACAGCGACUCGGUGAUACCUGGCAACAUGACGAUGGACAAGUCAAUGGAGUACUUGUUGCAGCAUACGGAUCAUCAUUUCCAUCGCAUGCUAGCAACCAACUACUCACACGGUAUUGCAGACACGCUCGAAGAAGUUCUCGCCAAUAAUGACAAGCCUGAAAAAUGGAUCAACCCCCUGGAGACUGCGCUGCCAGAUGCACCAGACAUGAAGAUUUUCUGCAUGUAUGGUAUUGGCAAGCCAACUGAACGCACCUACUACUACGAGACAUCUGACUUUGAGCAGCAGAAUCUAGGGAGAGAUAUGUUGCAGGAUCAAUCCAAGAAUCCACGAGACCGGAAUGUUACGCAUACGACACCCAUGGACAUUCCAUUUGUGCGGUCAAGCUUCAUUGAUAAUACGGUCACGAAUAAGCAAGAGAAUUUGGAGAAGGGUGUGCAAAUGGGAGAAGGCGAUGGAACUGUUGCAUUGUUGUCAAGCGGAUAUAUGUGUGCACAUGCUUGGAAGGAGAUCCCAAGGUUCAAUCCAAGCAAGAUUCCCAUCAAGGUGUAUGAGAUGCAGCAUGAGGAAGACUUGUUUGAUAUUCGAGGUGGGCCCAAGACGGCGGACCAUGUCGAUAUUCUUGGCAGACCCGAAUUGAGCGAGCUGAUUUUGCGCGUUGCUGCAGGGCAUGGUGAGCAGAUCGAGGAGCAGAUCCUGUCUGAGAUCGUCAAGUAUAGCAGACGGAUCGAUAUCCAGUAG
Molecule: messenger RNA, 3714 nt
Organism: Protomyces lactucae-debilis
Lineage: Eukaryota; Fungi; Ascomycota; Taphrinomycetes; Taphrinales; Protomycetaceae
Product: Lecithin:cholesterol acyltransferase-domain-containing protein
Exons: 5
Coding region: 1-3714 (1237 amino acids)
Biological process (GO): lipid storage; triglyceride biosynthetic process
Cellular component (GO): cytoplasm; perinuclear endoplasmic reticulum
Molecular function (GO): RNA 7-methylguanosine cap binding; mRNA binding; phospholipid:diacylglycerol acyltransferase activity
Source: RefSeq, a predicted model, not a curated record